AUGGCGACCAGGGCGGCGGCGAGGUUCCUGCAGCGCAGGCUCCUGUCUUCCGGCGGCAAGGUCCUCAGCGAGGAGGAGAAGGCCGCCGAGAACGUGUACAUCAAGAAAAUGGAACAAGAGAAGCUGGAGAAGCUCGCACGCAAGGGCCCCAGCUCAGGAGAGCAAGCUUCGUCAACCACAGGCUCUGCAGCAAGUGACGUGAAGGCCGGGGCCGGGCCAACAGAGUCAGCGUCUGCAAGUGUGUCAUCCGACAAGAACAGGAACUACGCUGUCCUGGCAGGCACAAUUGCUGCCCUGAGUGGCCUGGGUUGGUAUCUAUUGUCAAAGCCUAAGAAGUCGGAGGAGAUUGUCGACUGA
Molecule: messenger RNA, 357 nt
Organism: Miscanthus lutarioriparius
Lineage: Eukaryota; Viridiplantae; Streptophyta; Magnoliopsida; Poales; Poaceae
Source: the annotation of a GenBank genome assembly